This is a messenger RNA of Cajanus cajan (pigeon pea), 1038 nucleotides long. Lineage: Eukaryota; Viridiplantae; Streptophyta; Magnoliopsida; Fabales; Fabaceae. The record is from RefSeq and is a predicted model, not a curated record.
AUGGCGGCCACUCCUUUGCUUCUUAUUGUAGCUGUUAUCAAGCUUAGUGACAUUGCAUUUGCAACCAAGAUCACUACACUCCCCAGUGGACUCAAAAUAGCAUCAGAGAUGUUGUCUAACGCUGCAGCUUCAAUCGGGUUAUAUCUUGACUGUGGUUCCAUCCAUGAGACCCCAUUGUCAAGUGGGGCUUCACACUUGCUAGAGCGAAUGGCUUUCAAAAGCACAACAAACCGUAGUCACUUCCGUAUUGUAAGGGAAGUAGAAGCAAUUGGUGGUAAUGUAGGAGCCUCUGCCUCUCGUGAGCAAAUGGGUUAUACAUUUGAUGCCUUGAAGACUUAUGUUCCACAAAUGGUUGAAUUACUGGUUGACUGUGUAAGGAACCCAGCCUUCUUGGAUUGGGAGGUCAAUGAAGAGCUUCGAAAGGUGAAAGCAGAGCUUGGAGAACUCUCUAACAAUCCCCAGGGCUUGCUUUUGGAAGCAAUUCACUCUGCUGGUUAUUCUGGUGCAUUGGCUUAUCCUCUUUUGGCUCCUGAAGCAGCACUGAACAGAUUGGACGGCGCCAUUUUAGAGGAAUUUGUUGCUGAGAAUUACACAGCACCUAGAAUGGUACUUGCAGCAUCUGGGGUUGAGCACGAAGAGCUUCUAUCUGUUGCUGAACCACUUCUCUCUGAUCUACCAAAAGUUCCUCGUCCUGAAGAACCAAAAUCUAUCUAUGUUGGGGGUGAUUUUCGUCGUCAUGGUGAAUCAGCGGGUACACAUGUUGCUAUUGCUUUUGAAGUGCCUGGCGGCUGGCAAACAGAGAGAGAUGCUAUUGUUUUGACUGUUUUACAGAUGCUUAUGGGAGGAGGUGGGUCAUUCUCCGCAGGGGGCCCAGGAAAAGGGAUGCACUCAAGGCUAUAUCUUCGUGUGCUGAAUGAAUAUCAACAGAUUCAAUCUUUUUCUGCAUUCAACAGUAUCUUCAAUAAUACAGGACUAUUUGGCAUUUAUGCAAGCACUGUAACUUCAACCAGAAGAUACUGUUUGGUCAGGGCGACCUAA